AUGAAACGACUCGUCGUUGGUCAGAUCAAGGGAGCCAGACCGUCCCCGCUGCCUCUCCGGAUUGCUCGUUGCUACUCGACGCAUCCUCCGAAUGCGAAGCUGAACCUGCCCAUCGACUACUCGACAACACCCCUGCUGGCGCACAGCAAGAGGCCGGCCCUCGGAAAUGCUAGCGAGAUCCCCGCCGAGGUCCGCAACGGGCCGACCAAGAAGAUGAACCUGUUCCAGGCGAUCAACGAUGCGCUGGGGGUCGCCCUGGCUGAGGACGACAACGUCUUGAUCUUUGGGGAAGACGUGGCCUUUGGGGGCGUGUUUCGAUGCACCAUGAAGCUGGCCGAGACAUACGGCGCGGACCGAGUCUUCAACACGCCCCUCACGGAACAGGGCAUCAUGGGAUUCGGCAUUGGCCUGGCGGCACAGGGCAUGCGGCCGGUGGCCGAGAUCCAGUUCGCCGACUACGUGUACCCAGCCUUUGACCAGAUGGUCAACGAGGGCGCCAAGCUGCGGUAUCGGGAGGGAAGCAACGGCCCGCACGCCGGCGGCCUGACGGUACGGAUGCCGUGCGGAGGCGUCGGCCACGGCGGCCUGUAUCACUCGCAGUCACCGGAAAGCCUCUUCACCCACGUCCCGGGCUUCCGGGUCAUCAUGCCGCGCUCGCCCAUCCAGGCCAAGGGCCUGUUGCUGGCGGCGAUCCGAAGCAAUGACCCGUGCCUCUUCAUGGAGCCCAAGAUUCUCUACCGAGCCGCCGUGGAGCAGGUCCCCGAGGCGGCGUACGAGCUGCCGCUGUCCAAAGCCGAAGUGCUCAAAGAGGGCAAGGACGUGACCGUGAUAUCCUACGGCCAGCCGAUAUACAACUGUCUGGCCGCCAUCCAGCGCGCAGAGGAGGACCUGGGCAUCUCGGCCGAGCUGAUUGACUUGCGCACCGUGUACCCCUGGGACAAGCAGGCGGUGCUUGAGAGCGUGCGAAAGACGGGGCGGGUGCUGGUGGUGCACGAGUCCAUGGUGAAUGCAGGCAUAGGCGCCGAGGUGGCGGCCGCGAUCCAGGAGGACCGGGACACGUUCGUGCGCCUCGAGGCUCCCGUGGGCCGGGUCGCGGGCUGGAGCAUCCACAACCCGCUGAUAUUUGAAAAGUUUACCCUUCCCGACGUUGCGAGAAUAUACGACAACAUCAGGAAGAGCCUGGCCUAUUGA
Molecule: messenger RNA, 1191 nt
Organism: Hirsutella rhossiliensis
Lineage: Eukaryota; Fungi; Ascomycota; Sordariomycetes; Hypocreales; Ophiocordycipitaceae
Product: transketolase, pyrimidine binding domain-containing protein
Exons: 2
Coding region: 1-1191 (396 amino acids)
Biological process (GO): branched-chain amino acid catabolic process; response to nutrient
Molecular function (GO): catalytic activity
Source: RefSeq, a predicted model, not a curated record